Molecule: messenger RNA, 3339 nt
Organism: Gossypium raimondii (Peruvian cotton)
Lineage: Eukaryota; Viridiplantae; Streptophyta; Magnoliopsida; Malvales; Malvaceae
Product: receptor-like protein 7
Exons: 2
Coding region: 95-3019 (974 amino acids)
Molecular function (GO): protein binding
Source: RefSeq, a predicted model, not a curated record
GAACACUCUUCAUUCCCUUAUUUCUUCACUCUUUCUCUUCUCAUGCUUCCCUCCUCUUCUCUUGUCUUUUUCACCUCCUCAAACUCAUCUCCCAAUGCAAUGCCUUGAUGACCAGAGAUCUCCUCUGCUGCAAUUGCAGCAUCAUCUUUACUAUGCCCCUAAUUUUACUUUCUCUUCCAAAUUUGACCUCUGGGAUGUCAACACUGAUUGUUGUUCUUGGGAAGGAGUCACUUGUGAUGCUUAUGGUCAUGUCCUUGGCAUUGAUCUUAGUUACAAAAACCUUUCAGGCACCUUCCACUCCAUAUUCGAUCUCCAUCAUCUUCAACGCCUUAAUCUUGCUGGAAACAACUUUAAUACCACUCUGUUUUCGUAUGGGUUUGAUAAACUCCAAAAUCUAACUCAUCUCAACCUUUCAAGCUCAUGUUUCCAUGGCCAAAUUCCAGUGGAGACCUCAUUCUUAAAAAGGUUAGUCUCUCUUGAUCUAUCCAAUCAAGAUUCUUGUUAUUUUAGAUAUUACAAAGUUCUCUACCCUGGCUUCUACAACUAUUACGAACCUCAACAGCCUCUUAAAUUAGAGAAUCCAAACUUCAAGACAUUAAUCAAGAAUUUGAGGUUUCUCACAGAGCUUUAUUUGGAUAGUGUGGACAUUUCAACUCAAAGUGCUAAAUGGUGUGAAACCACAUCUCUUGUACUUUCCAACCUGCGUGUGUUGAGUCUGUCAAACUGUGGUUUGAAAGGUCCGUUAUGUCCUUCACUCUCAAGACUCUCUUUUCUUUCCAAACUUAUCCUUGAUGGGAACCCAAUCUCUUAUUUACCUCCCAAUUUCUUGGAAAUUUCCUCUCGUUUGGUUUCUCUCAGUUUGAGUGGCUGCAAUUUGAAUGGGCAAUUUCCAACCGGAAUUCUCUUAUUGCCACAAAUUCAAAGCAUUCACAUUUCAUCUAAUGACCAACUUAAGGGUCAGUUGCCAGAAUUUCCAGCAAACAAUGCUUUACAGAGUUUGUUGCUUUCUUAUACAAAUUUCAGUGGAAAACUACCUCAAUCAAUUGGUAAUCUGAAGUUCUUGACAGAUUUAGAUCUUUAUUAUUGCAAUUUUUUUGGACCCAUUCCAUCGUCAAUUGCAAAUCUUAGUCACCUGGUGAACUUGGAUCUAAGUUCAAACAAGCUUUCUGGAUCAAUACAUUCUUCUUUAUUUACUCUUCCAUCGUUGAAGAUCUUGUAUCUUGGAGACAAUCAAUUGGUUGGGAAAAUUGAUGAGUUCCCCAAUGCAUCUUCUUCUUUGAUUCAAGCAUUAUAUGUAGGCAAUAAUUAUUUAACAGGACCAAUCCCGAAGUCAAUCCUUCAACUUCCAAGGCUUGAAGGGCUUUAUAUUGGAGAAAAUAGCUUCAGUUCCAUGAAGCUUGACAUGUUUGUCCAACUCAAGAACUUAAAGGGUCUCCACUUAUCCAACGUAAGCUUGUUAAGUGAAAGCGACAACAAAAGUCUUACUUUUCCCCAAUUAGAGAGCCUAAGCCUAAGGUCAUGCAACCUUACUGAAUUUCCAGAAUUCAUUAAAAGGCAAGACAAGUUGAAAUAUCUUGACCUUUCAAAUAAUAAAAUAAGUGGUGCAAUACCAAACUGGGUGUGGAAGAAAAGUUUGUGGUAUCUGUUUCUUGCUAAUAACCAUCUCUCAUCUUUGGACCAACUUUUACCCAAUCAGAGUUCACCUUCUUCACAAACCUCCUUGACUAGACCUAUUUGCAAUUUGAGUCAACUUAGAAAUUUCAAUGCAUCUCAUAACAAUUUGAGCGGCCCGAUUCCAAAUUGCUUAGGCAAAAUGAAUGAUCUCAAUUUGUUGGAUCUGCAAGGAAAUAGCUUCAGUGGAAUGUUACCAAAAUUUUCAAAAGCAACCCAAUUAUAUAUUCUCAAAGUUAGUGAGAAUAGAUUGGAAGGGAAGUUGCCUAGAUCAUUAGUGGAAUGCACUCUGCUUGAAGUUUUGGACGUGGGAAACAACAUGAUGAAUGAUACAUUCCCUUUUUGGUUGCAGAAAUUGCCUUACUUGAUGGUUCUAAUAUUGCGGGAAAACAGAUUUUAUGGUCAAAUUAAACAUUUCAAACAUAAAUUUGUUUUCCCAAAUUUGGAUGUGUUGGACAUUGCUUCAAACCAGUUUUCUGGUGAACUAUCCAUUAAUUUCCUUCAAACCACUCGACUAAGGUCACUCAAAAUAGGUGGGAAUAAAUUAGAAGGGAAGUUGUCGAGAUCAUUAGCCAAUUGUAAAGCACUUGAGGUUCUGGACCUUGGAAAUAAUAUGGUUCAUGAUACAUUCCCAUUUUGGUUAGAGAAACUGCCUUCUUUGAAGGUUCUCAUUUUGCGAGCAAACAGAUUCUACGGCACAAUUGCAGAAUUCAACACAGAACGUGGGUUUCCAAAGCUACGCAUAUUGGACAUUGGUUCCAACAAUUUUUCAGGCAACUUGUCCAUUGAAUUUUUGCUAAGCUUGAAGGCAAUGAUGCAGUUAAGAAAUGACGACAAAGCUAAGCUGGAUUACAUUGGAGAGGAUUAUUAUCAAGAUUCAGUAACAAUUUUCAACAAAGGGAUUGAAAUGUUCUACCAAAAAGUCUUGACAAUUCUUACUUGUCUCGACCUUUCCAACAAUAGUUUCCAUGGGAGAAUACCAGAAGAAAUACAAAUGCUGAGGUCACUCAAAGUGCUAAACUUGUCCUAUAAUAGCUUCUCCGGUGAAAUCCCGGUAGCACUUGGAAACCUAAAAGAUCUCGAGUCUUUGGAUCUCUCACAGAAUGAGCUGUCAGGGAAGAUUCCUCCACAACUUACAAGUUUAACUUUCUUAGCAGCAUUGAACUUGUCUUACAACCAACUUGAAGGAGCAUACCACAAAGCAACCAAUUCAUUACAUUUUCAAAUGAUUCCUACCAUGGGAACCCAAAAUUGUGUGGGCUGCCACUGUCAAGGAAAUGCAAUGAAGUUGGUCUUCCAAUGCCACCACCUCCAAGGGGAGAUGAAGAAUCAUGGUUAUAUGCUAUGACUACUUGGAAAAUUGCGUUGAUGGGUUAUGCUAAUGGAUUGGUCGUUGGGCUAUGUAUCGGAUAUACAGGGCUGAAUGAGUUGGGAAACAAAUGGGUUGACAGGCUCAAAAAACACGGGGAAAGAAACAAAAGAAGAUCUAGGUGACUCCAUCAGGAUUCAUUUUUUUUCAAAAUCAGCGGUUAUGCAGUGCACCACCUUAUUUCUUUUUUAUCUGUGGACAAAGUUAAAUAUCAUAUGGUAUUUGUACUUGUAGCUUGUAACAUUGACAUUCGUUUUUCAGUCUCUUCUAAUUUAAUGUUACCAUUUCGCAAUGCAGAA